Molecule: messenger RNA, 2887 nt
Organism: Eptesicus fuscus (big brown bat)
Lineage: Eukaryota; Metazoa; Chordata; Mammalia; Chiroptera; Vespertilionidae
Gene: ASPHD2
Product: aspartate beta-hydroxylase domain containing 2
Exons: 3
Coding region: 227-1258 (343 amino acids)
Source: RefSeq, a predicted model, not a curated record
GCAGCUCCUGCCACUCUGCCCAGUCCCUUUUGCCUGGAGUGGGGUGGUGGGCACAGGCGGCCUCGCCUGUCAAUGCCACCCUUGGCAGGAUCGGAGGAACAGGGGCAGCCAUGCCUCCCCCAGCCCCCGCUGCCCCGCGCUAACCUGCAAAGUGUGGGCGCCCUUGGGACCCCAGAGGACUGACUGUCUGACCUUGCUGCACGCCCUCGACAACAACUCCCCCAAGAUGUCGCUCGAGUGGCUGGUGGCCUGGAGCUGGUCGCUGGAUGGCCUCCGGGACUGCAUCGCCACGGGCAUCCAGUCGGUGCGGGACUGCGACACCAGCGCCGUGGCCACCGUGGCCUGCCUGCUGGUCCUGUUCGCGUGGUACUGCUACCACGUGGGCCGGGAGCAGCCCUGGCCCUAUGCCUCCGUCAACGCCCUCAUGCAGGGCACGGACGCCAACGGGCUGCAGAACGGGUACGUGUACUGCCAGUCCCCCGAGUGCGUGCGCUGCACCCACAACGAGGGCCUCAACCAGAAGCUCUACCACAACCUGCAGGAGUACGCCAAGCGCUACUCGUGGUCGGGCAUGGGCCGCAUCCACAAGGGCAUCCGCGAGCAGGGCCGCUACCUCAGCAGCCGGCCCUCCAUCCAGAAGCCCGAGGUCUUCUUCCUGCCCGACCUCCCCACCACGCCCUACUUCUCCCGGGACGCCCAGAGGCACGACGUGGAGCUGCUGGAGCGCAACUUCCAGACGAUCCUGGGCGAGUUCGAGGCGCUGUCCAAGGGCUUCUCCAACUGCAGCCUCCCGCAGGGCUGGAAGAUGAACAGCACCCCCAGCGGCGAGUGGCUCACCUUCUACUUGGUCAACCAGGGCGUGUGCGUUCCCAGGAACUGCAGGAAGUGCCCACGGACGUACCGCCUGCUCGGCAGCCUUCGGACCUGUAUCGGGAACAAUGUUUUUGGGAACGCGUGCAUCUCCGUGCUGAGCCCCGGGACUGUGAUCACGGAGCACUACGGGCCCACCAACAUCCGCAUCCGGUGCCACUUAGGUCUGAAAACUCCGAGUGGCUGUGAGCUGGUGGUGGGGGGCGAGCCCCAGUGUUGGGCAGAAGGCCGCUGCCUUCUCUUUGACGACUCUUUCCUACACACCGCAUUCCAUGAAGGUGCGGCGGAGGAUGGCCCGCGGGUGGUUUUCAUGGUGGAUCUGUGGCAUCCGAAUGUCGCCGCGGCUGAACGGCAGGCCCUGGAUUUCAUCUUUGCUCCAGGCCGAUGAGAACACUUCCCUGGGCCAGGUCGGCGCGAGUGGCCUGGGGCCAGCCUGGACAGCCUGGGGGACGGUCCAGCGCCCACGUGUUACGAUUCCAUGCUCAGAAACCUGCCUCGACAGAAAGCGCUCAUUCGGGAUUUUUAUACCGGGUGGGGUCCCUCUUUCCUUCCGUUGUCAGUGGGAAAUUUCAGCUUGUAUUUCCUUAGAGGUCUUUUUCCUUCCGUUCGUUUGCUUCUGCGGUUCGUUUCCGCCUAACGGCGCGGUACUGCGCUCUGCGGCCAGAGGCUUGGUGCCCCUGUUGUCAGUGUCGCGUUGCCACUUGUUCUUUUCAGUGAUCAGAUGGUUCUUUGUCUGAAUGUAACAACGUAAAGCUUCUUGCGGUCACCAUAAAAAACAGAAGACACUGCAAACCAGAGCGCUGGAGAACGUGGCCUCUGCUGCUGUCACGGCUGCAAGGGGGACCCCUCCACCCGCCAGGCAGGGGGAGGCUGCAGUCCCUGCCCCCGGCCAGCUGCAUGGGCAGGGUGGACAUGGUCAGGGGCACGGCCUGGGGAAACGUCACCAUCCGCUCACCCCACCGCAAACCCUGUCCGCCUGAUGGCGGAGAGCACGCGGCUGCGGGACCAGAGGCUUUUCUGCGACGUGGCUCUCCUUCAGAGCUGAGGCUGGUGUCCUCGGGCGGGGCUCCCACGGAUCGGCCGCCGAACGUGUACUUCACUUACCUCACUGCCUACAGAAGCCCCACUGCCACCCGGGCCUGCACAGUCCCCGUCUUAGCCGUUUGACGAUGAAUCUGAGACCACCUGGUUGGCCCGUUGGAGCCGUGGCGGGCCAAGACGUCACGUGUCCAGCGACAUCUGGGAAGCCGUUCUCUGGCAGAACUGGAACCCUGGGUGUGACCCAAGUGUCUGUUUCGUUUGGAGUUUCGUUGCCUCUGAUUUUCCAUUUCCCUGUCUGUACAUAAGUGUUCAAACGCUGGGCUCAGGAACAGUGGGAGAGUCAGCCCUGUGGCCCUGUUACUGCGAAGGUGUGAGCCGAGUGAUGGCAGCCGAAGCGAACGUGUGAGCGAGGAUCCCCGGAAGACCCACAGACCCAAAGGGCCCUGGUCCCGGAGCUGGCCUGGCCCUCCCAUCUCCUGUGAAGGGCACGGCCCGGUGGGGGCGCUAAGUCUAGAAACAUCCUCCUGUUAGCUGAGGUGUGGAGGGCAGCCUCCUCCAUCCAUACUCGAUGCCGGUUUGCAUCAUGGCUCAUGGCAGCGUCAGGUCAGUGAGGCUGUGGCGCGGUACGAAUACAAGCCUGUCACAUGUGCAGGUCCCGUGUUUCCAUCCACAUGGAAGCCAGCAGCUUCUGUGAGAAGUAAUGCACUCGGCAGAUCCUAGCAAGUGUGCCAAGAAGACGUGUCCGUGGUUGAGUAAAAUGUCUGCGAGGUAUUUUCCAGUGAUUAGAGUGCAGGAAAGGGCAGCCCUUUCAGACACCUGCAGUCUUUUUCCUUGUGUUUGUUAAAGAAUCACUGAGGUGCAUGAUUUCUAUACACCGACCGCUCUGCGUUUACAAAGCCAACAGCCCGCGCAGGCACCUGGCUGCCUGUGCUCGUGUGACGUGAUGGGGAACAGGAGAUCAAUAAAGGGUCUUGCU